Messenger RNA from Danio rerio (zebrafish), 2211 nucleotides. The record is from RefSeq and is a predicted model, not a curated record. NCBI's taxonomy places the organism in Eukaryota, Metazoa, Chordata, Actinopteri, Cypriniformes, Danionidae.
CCACCAAAACGAACUCCCCACCCCCCAUAGGUUCCACUGAUCGAUAGGAUAUUGUGAGGGAGGAACUAACCCAAAACAACCAGUAACCUACAUACUAGUUAUGCGCCAUAGUCUAUAUGCCACAUACAGGGAGCCAACAGACCAUCCAUUAUCCACUGAAGAGGAGGAGGAGGUGGAAACUGAAGAAAGACGAUCAAAUUAAGGAAGAGUAGAAGGUUGAGAAGAGAUAAAAAUAGAAUAGAAAUAUAGAAUAGAGUCAGGAAAGAGAGAAAGAAAUACACAUUGGAGGAGAAAAGAUGGCUCGUGUUAGGAGGAAUGAGCUUGUCUUCGUUUACCUGUUCUUCUCGAUGUUGGUCGCCGGGUCUCUUUUGCGACCUGUUCGAGGAGGAUUAAGAGCAGAAGGACUGGUUGAAGGCUCCGCAGAAGUGAUCAGUCACUCUCAGGGUCUGGUGGCUCGGCUAGAGGGUCUCCUCUUGCUGGGGAAUAACAGUGAUAUUUCCCUACGUGUGGAGACAGUGGAUGCAGAUGAGGUUAAGGUGAUCCAAGCCCACACGCUGGUGCUUUCAAUGCAGAGCCGAGUGUUUGAGGAGAUGCUGAGAAAGCGCAACAGCAGCACACUUGUGUUGCAGGAAACAGCUGAAUGCACUGCUGUGUUUGACAAGUUCAUCAGAUAUCUCUACUGCGGUGAGCUCUCCUUACAGUUAGACCAGGCCACGCCACUGCACAGUCUGGCCACCAAAUACGCCAUCUCUGGCCUCCAGCAAGGACUGACCCAGUACAUGAGCCAGAACCUUGCUAGCGACUCUCCCACCGGACAUGUGGUGGGCUGGUACCAGUACGCCACAAAAGUGGGCGAUAUGACACUGAAAGACAACUGCCUUCAAUUUCUGUCCUGGAAUCUGUCGUCAGUGCUUCAGAGUCCAGAAUGGCCAUUGGUUAGCAUCGAAUUGUUAAUGACUCUCCUACAGCGCUCCGAUUUAGUGUUGAAAAAUGAACUGGAAUUGUUUGAGGCAGUUGAAACAUGGCUCACCCAAAACAACCCAGACAGCCUGACAGCAGAAAAUGCCCUUCGUUUAGUGCGUUACGCCAUGAUCCCUCCACGUGAGCUUUUUCGUUUGCAACGACAGUCACCGAUCAUGACGCGCUACCAUGAAUCUGUCCGUGACCUCCUCUACAUGUCCUACCAAUUCCAUUCAGCCUCUCCACUUCAACUGGCCAAGUUUUUCGACAUGAAUUGCAGCCUCUUUGUGCCCCGCAAUUACCUCUCAUCCAUGUGGGGCGCUCAGUGGAUCAUAAACAACCCAGCACGGGAUGACCGCAGCACCAGUUUCCAGACUCAAUUGGGUCCCAGUGGGUUUGACUCUAGUAAGCGUGUCACAUGGAAUGCCUUGUUUUCGCCCCGUUGGCUCCCCCUUAGCAUGCGGCCCAUGUAUACUGAACAGGGGGCAAUGCAGCCGCCGCGGCCAGAUGGGGGAAGUGGCAUCGCCCGGCCAAGGAUCAUCAUCACUCCUGCAACUUCCAGUGCUGACUUUGCGGGUGUGAAUUUCCAGAAGACUGUGCUCGUCUUGACAAGGCAGAAGGGCAAGCUUGUGGUGCGGCAUAUCCUCGGUUUCCACCAAAGCACAGAGGAGGUCGGGGACUUUCUGGCGGAUUCUGACCUGCAGUUACGAACAUCCGAGUAUGUGGUGGACGGAUCGCUUUACUUCCACAUCAUAGUAAAGCCAAUCUACCAGACUCUCAUCACCACCAAGAAAUAAUGCAACCUUCAUGCUGCAGUAGGCCCCGAUAUUAUUACAGCGAAGAUAGGAAUAAAAAAAGUUUGAAAUGUCUGAGUAGUAAAUAUGCUGUUGGGAUUGGCAUUUAGGUGAAUAUGUAAAUAUUUUCUGUCAAUUACAGUAUAAACAUGUUAAAACACCAGUGGUGAGAAAACAGCAUCAUCUCGUAAAAGCAAUUUGGACGUUUUCACAAGCUCUGCAAUUUGGCACUAGUCAAGAGAAGUCAAAUCACAUUUAUUUACACCACAAUGUACACCUUAGAUAUAGACAAACUAUAACAGUAUUGCUUUUAAUCAGAAUUAAAUGUAAAUUUCCACUAUAAACCAGGGGUUCCUUCUUCGUAGGUGGAUUAUUCAGUUAGCUGGAUUUGGUUAUUGACGAUUUGACAUGAUUUAGAAUCGUUUCGUUCUUCUAAACUGAUCUGAGAGUUGUUGUC